This is a messenger RNA of Ailuropoda melanoleuca (giant panda), 606 nucleotides long. It is a transcript of the gene KLRF2, whose product is annotated as killer cell lectin like receptor F2. Gene Ontology annotation, cellular component: plasma membrane. The record is from RefSeq and is a predicted model, not a curated record. Lineage: Eukaryota; Metazoa; Chordata; Mammalia; Carnivora; Ursidae.
AGGAGAAAUAUAUAAGGCUAAAACUAUUCUCCAUUUUCUCUAUACUAUUUUCUGGGUAAUAUCACAUGAAAACAUUUUAGGAGAUGGAAAAUGAAGACGGCUAUAUGGUGUUGGAUUGUAAGAAUCUUUUCAAAUCCAGGCAGAGGUCUAAAGAUUUCUCCCUGUAUCCACGAUAUUAUCGUCUUAUGCUAGUAUGCAGCUGUGUUGGGAUCCUUAUUUUCAUGAUCACUCUGAUUUCCCUGAACUUUUGGGAUUUAUUUAUUUCAGAGAGAGAGAGCCUGUGUUCAAGUCAGGGGGAGGAACAAAGGGAGAGAGAAAAAGAAUCUCAAGCAGACUGCCGGCUGAGUGGGAGCCUGAUGAGUUUUCUCUUGAUGGGACCAAUGGAUCACAAGAGCUGUGCAGUCAUAACAGGAAAUCAGGUAUAUUCUGAAGACUGUAACUCCAGAUUUAAUGGCAUUUGCCAAAGAGAUGCUGUCUGAACGACAAAAGCAAAUCUGUGCGUUUAAAUAAAGACUUGGAAUAAAUUCUUGUGGCUGUUAACAGUGCCUAUCCUUUUUUUUUUUAAAGUGGAAUGCAAAUUUAUUUCUUUUCUAUAUUAUUAAAAAA